AUGGGCGUUAGAGGGUUUGAUGAUGUUUACAAAGGCUACAUUGAUAAUGGUACAGUGCUGCUGGCAAUCAAACGACUCAAGCAAGGUUUCCAACAGGUGCUCAAAGAGUUCAAAACUGAGAUUGAGAUGCUUUCUCAUCUUCGUCACCAUCAUUUGGUAUCUCUCAUUGGCUACUGCAACAAUGACAAUGAGAUGAUACUUGUCUAUGAGUUCAUGGCUCAUGGGACUUUUCAUGAACAUCUUUACAAUUCUGAAAACCAACCACUUUCUUGGAAUCAAAAGCUGGGGAUUUGCCUAGGUGCUGCUUGGGGAGUGCAUUGUCUACAAACAGGGGCAAAGCAUGCAACCAUUCAUGGCCAUAUCAAGUCGACAAACAUCUUAAUAGAUAAAAACUAG
Messenger RNA from Neltuma alba, 396 nucleotides. RefSeq names its product receptor-like protein kinase FERONIA. Gene Ontology annotation, molecular function: transmembrane receptor protein tyrosine kinase activity; ATP binding. Gene Ontology annotation, biological process: protein autophosphorylation. Gene Ontology annotation, cellular component: plasma membrane; plasmodesma. The record is from RefSeq and is a predicted model, not a curated record. Bases 1 to 396 code for a protein of 131 amino acids. The transcript has a single exon. Lineage: Eukaryota; Viridiplantae; Streptophyta; Magnoliopsida; Fabales; Fabaceae.